Lasiodiplodia theobromae is the source of this 390-nucleotide messenger RNA. Its product is annotated as Major allergen Alt. The record is from RefSeq and is a predicted model, not a curated record. The coding region runs from base 1 to 390 and encodes 129 amino acids. NCBI's taxonomy places the organism in Eukaryota, Fungi, Ascomycota, Dothideomycetes, Botryosphaeriales, Botryosphaeriaceae. The transcript has 2 exons.
AUGCGUUUCACCACCGUUGCUGCUUUCCUCGGCGCCGUCGCCACCGCCACCGCCGCCACCACCGAGACCGUCACGGUCAAGGACCUCUCCAUCCGCGACAACGAGGGCAUCCAGAGCGCCUCGUUCAAGCUCGCCGAGGCCAACGUCGAGUGCUCUGACGACGGCACCGAGCUGAAGGGCGACGGUGUUGCCGCCUGCGGCGAGACCAAGUACCGCUUCGGCCUCACCGGCGCCAACAGCCAGUACAAGUUGACCGUCUACAAGGAGCUCGGCACCGCUUUCGGUAUCAUGGGCACCGUCGAUGUCCAGCCUUACUGCCACGCUGGCGGCAACGGCGCCAACGACUUCGUCUGCACCCAGGUCUCCGACAUCACCGUCACCCUUGCUUAA